Messenger RNA from Anopheles funestus (African malaria mosquito), 2964 nucleotides. RefSeq names its product cysteine protease ATG4C (gene Atg4b). The transcript has 5 exons. Lineage: Eukaryota; Metazoa; Arthropoda; Insecta; Diptera; Culicidae. Gene Ontology annotation, molecular function: protein-phosphatidylethanolamide deconjugating activity. Bases 477 to 2285 code for a protein of 602 amino acids. The record is from RefSeq and is a predicted model, not a curated record.
UUUGUUGUGACGUUUAUCUAUUGUGACAUUUUGCUAUGAAUGUCAACAGUGCUAAAACAGAAAAGAAACAAUUUAGAUGUUUUCUGUUUUUCAUUGUAAACUAGAAAAACAGCAGCGCCAGAGAAAUGUAUAAAGCGUGAAUGCUUUUGUCUGAAACGAACCCAGAACAAGCGCGAGCAGUUGCAUCGAUCGAGACGUUGUGUAGCAGGAAUGUUCGAUUAGCGGACGGUGGUGGUACAGCGAACCAACGCAAAGUGGGAAAGUAUCACUUAGGGAAGGAAUGAGUUGAGCUGAGGUAUCUUAUUCACGCGCAGGUAUAAUUGAGACCACGGUGACAAGGUUGUGAGCGAAACGGUGACUUCCUGGUUAUUUCACUUGGAGCGCUUUGAUUGCAAAAGCACCUGCCAGCUACCACUACAAGCUAGAUUGUUUCAAAUAAUUCAAUCGGGAUAGCAUACACUCCCACCGGAAAGGCGAUGAACUACGACGUGCUGUUAAACCGUACCGGAUUCAACAAGCUGUCGAUAACACCGCAGCACUUCCGCAGCGUUUCCGAAGGUGAUUCCCGAAAUCGUGACCAGCCCCAGGUUGCUGAUCGGAGCGGCGAUGGAACGAAAACGCCUGGAAGGAAAAUAUCACUGCCACCGCAUGCGCACCGCCACGAAACCAUGUCCGCCUCGUGUAGUCCGAUGCGAGGCGGUCCCUCUGCAAAUCCAUCUGCAAGUGGUCCGGGAGAAGAGUUCAAGGGUAAGGUGGAAUCGAAACUGUUAACCAUGUGGAACAACAUGAAGUUCGGAUGGAGCUAUAAGAUGAAGACAAACUUUUCAAAGGAGCAACCCUUGUGGCUGUUGGGUCGAUGCUACCAUCAAAAGGUAACGCCCGGACCAUCAAUGGAAAGCUCGCUAGAGCUUGGCACCUCGGGUCCCGAUGGUCAGCUGAUGGUACUGCAGAACGUUUAUUUGGCCGAAGGGUCAAACUCACCGCCGGAGGAAACGGGUACCGACGCCAUUGAGGACAGCAGCCCGGAAGCGAUCAUCGAAGAGGAAGGAAUUGGAGCGUUCCGGAGGGAUUUCAUUUCGCGCAUUUGGAUGACGUACAGGCGGGAAUUCCAAACGAUGGACGAUUCGAACUACACGUCCGAUUGUGGCUGGGGUUGCAUGAUAAGAAGUGGACAGAUGCUGCUUGCACAGGGUUUGGUAGCCCAUUUUCUCGGGCGCAGCUGGCGAUGGGAUGUGUCGAUGUUCACUGCUUACGAGGAGAGUAUACACAGGAAAGUGAUUCGUUGGUUCGGAGAUACCUCGUCGAAGACGAGUCCCUUCUCGAUACAUACGCUGGUAGCGCUGGGGAAAGAAUCGGGCAAAAAGCCCGGCGAUUGGUACGGUCCGGGUGCGGUAGCGCACCUGUUGCGACAGGCUGUACGUUUGGCCGCACAGGAAAUUACCGAUUUGGAUGGAGUAAACGUUUACGUUGCCCAGGAUUGUGCUGUGUAUAUACAAGAUAUUCUUGACGAGUGCACUGUUUCGGCACCACCGCCUGGUGCGCCCUGGCAGCAAAAGUGUAUGGCCGGAAGUAGUGGAACCUCAGCAAACGUGGCCAGUGUGCAUAAAAGCGACUCUUCACCUUCUGCAGGUGAUGGUGAUGAUGAGGGACAGUCCACUCACUGGAAGUCGUUAAUAUUGCUCGUACCGCUUCGACUUGGUACCGACAAGCUAAAUCCCAUUUAUAACGAAUGCCUUAAGGCGAUGCUAAGCCUGGACUACUGUAUCGGCAUUAUUGGCGGACGACCGAAGCACUCGCUGUACUUUGUUGGAUACCAAGAGGACAAACUUAUCCAUCUCGACCCGCACUACUGCCAAGAUAUGGUCGACGUGAAUCAGGAAAACUUUCCCGUCGCCUCGUUUCACUGUAAAUCACCCCGUAAGAUGAAGCUAAGCAAAAUGGAUCCCAGUUGUUGCAUUGGAUUUUACUGUGAAACGAAACGGGACUUUUAUAAGUUUAUCGACAGCGUAAAACCGUUUUUAAUACCCGUUCAUCAGGGCAAUCAAGAAGCAGGAUUUACGAACCCAUCCGGAUCGUCGACUAGCUCCGUCAGUUACCCGAUGUUUGUGUUUUGUCGUGGGAAAAGCAGCGAACAGCGUGCCGAUCUCCCAGGACAACAGCCCCAUCAUUCUCACCCGAUGGCGUAUCGAUCACCUCCAACGGCUAUACCGCAGCAAAUGGCUGCGGGUAACGAUGAGGACGAUGACGAAGAAGAGGAUGAGGCCAUCGAGUUCGUCAUUCUAUAACAACACGUUGCACGGCGAAAAGUUUUCGAUACGAUUCAUACAUAGCUAGAUAUGUUUAGUCGACUACUGAUGGAUCCGUUGUCAACAGCGAAUCAGCAGACAACAUUUACGCUGCCUGUUCUACAUAGCAACAUUCCACGGCAGACGAUCAGGUGUGUAUGGCACCAUCCUUUCUAUUUGGUACAACAAGAGCAACAAGUACACGGACACGAAACACAGGUUUCAGUACUUCGGAAGGAAAGGGAAGGAAAGUAAUGCUGAUCUAGAGCAAAUAAUUGAUUAUCGUAGAAAAAUGUACUUAUAUUGUGAUUGUAUCGCUUAAGAUAAAAUGAAAUCGUGAAAAUUGGUCCAUUAUUCAACGAGGACUACCUUACAGCUAUCCUGCAGACAGGUACACCGCUUACAUAUAUUGCCAAGAAGUAAACAAAUAUCUGAACCAUAGGUAUAGUACUACAUUUAGUUAUGGAAGAUUUAAUUUAUUAUUAAAAUAUUUCGUCGCGCUUAGUUACUUUACCUUUGAUUAGCGUUUAGAGGGAAACAUUUCGUUUACAUUUUAUGUUCGUACUUAUUGCUGAAUGCAGGCGCAUGAACAUAUGCAUACCCAAAUAAUGUAUCAUGUAGGCUUAGAAGAUUUUUUACGUAUAAAAUAAAUAAAAAAAACUAAUAGUACAGAGGAAAA